ACACAAAUAUGCAUAACCGUACAGCAGCUAUUUGAAAACGGCGAUGUUUAGACUGAUUUGGUUACAGAGAUUUGUGCAUUUGGGAUUGGGAAGGUUUGUCCGGACGUGCCACGUCACACAGCGUGAAUCCAUCUAUUGGUCAAACAAACACAAGCGUAUGCUGCUCCUUUUUCCUCCCUAUGGCUGUUUUACGCCCCAAACAGUAAAUAAUAUUUUUGCCCAAUCAACUUAACAAAGCUCAUACCUUCGAGAAACACUUUUUUUGUUUGUCAUAUGCAUCUUUAAUCGGCUUUGCAAUCGUUUCAGGCAAUCGUUCCCUUUGUGUUGGUUUCUUUUGCAUCACUUUUCGAGACAAUGGAGUCUCUUCGCCAUCAGCGCUUACAGCCCGGUAUCGGAUACGGAGCGAGCGCGACCGGGACUCUCCGGUCCCUGCGGCCCGGUGUAACCGGCACUCUUUCCUCGGCUCAGGGUUCCCACGUCUCGGUGUCUGCCUCCCCGGGGCCGCCGCCACCACCGCCGCCCCUUCAGCUCCACAGCCUCGGGUCCGGUAUCAUGGGCAGCGGGUUCGGUUCGGUGGACAUGUCUGCGGGUCUGGGUCUGUCCAAUCCUAGCAACCCCGCGGUUCUGAGAGAGGCAGUGGACGCGGUGGUCCGGAGCUUUGCCAAACACACGCAAGGAUACGGCAGGGUGAAUGUUGUGGAGGCCUUGCAGGAGUUCUGGCAGAUGAAGCAGUCACGAGGUGCUGACCUGAGGAACGGGGCUCUUGUUGUCUAUGAGAUGGUCCCAUCUAAUAACCCCCCUUAUGUCUGCUACGUCAGUCUCCCCGGGGGAAGUUGCUUUGGGAGUUUUCAGUUCUGCCCGACCAAAGCUGAAGCAAGACGAAGCGCGGCCAAAAUUGCCCUAAUGAAUUCUGUUUUCAAUGAGCAUCCAUCUCGACGCAUCACAGAUGAGUUCAUAGAGAAGAGUGUGUGCGAGGCUCUAGCCUCUUUUAAUGGAAACCGAGAAGAAGCUGAUAACCCUAGUACAGGCAUCGGUGCUUUUCGGUUCAUGUUAGAGUCUAAUAAGGGGAAAUCUAUGCUAGAGUUCCAGGAACUGAUGACCGUUUUCCAGCUUCUCCAUUGGAAUGGUAGUCUGAAAGCCAUGAGAGAAAGGCAAUGCUCUCGUCAGGAAGUGCUUGCUCAUUACUCCCACCGAGCGCUAGACGAUGAUAUGCGUACACAAAUGGCCGCUGACUGGGUCAGUCGAGAACACGUUUUAUCCGGUACCAUCAAUCGAGAGAUGGCCGCCACCGAGCGCGAGCUGGAAGAGGCCCGUCUGGCAGGACGGGAGCUGCGCUUUUAUAAAGAAAAGAAAGACAUUCUGCUAAUGGCAGUGGGGCAGCUAGGUGGGUCAAACACUACCACUCUGCCCUGCACAUGCUGAAGAACACGAAGAGGUGUCAGACGUACCGUAUGAUUGUACCAGAUAGCACUCCAAAACUCAAAACAGUCUUUUUUAACUUGUGUUUGUGUGUGAGGAGGAGUCAAAGAAUCAGCAUUCUGCAUAAUUCCACAAACAAAAAUGAUGAUGAAUUAUACCAUUCUGUCUUUUUGAUCUGAACAUGUAAGGCAUUUUUAACUUGAAGAGAAUUAAGCGCUAUAUUGCUAUUAUUACUAUACCAGUAUUAUCCUCCAGUGUUAUCGGUUGACUGUACUGGCACAUGGACCUAAUAUGUUGCGAAAAUCCAUUUUGAGGCCUUCUUUGCAUUGUACUACUCAUGAAUCCUAUUACAUGUGGGCGCUGCUUUUUUUUUUAGCUAAUUCGCCAAAUCACUGCCUAUUCGCUUUUCUUAGGAGAUACAAUUGUGAGGUCAAGUCAUUUUUAUAGCUCCAGAUUGAUCACAGUGAUACAGUUGUUUUCAAUAGUCUGCAUUUACAUUCACGUGAUAGCCUUGCUCAUUUAUUUGCUACACAUGUGCUUUUGAGAAUAUACAAACCUUUGCUUUGUAAACACACAAUUUAUACAGUACUUUUAAAUGAACUAAACUUUUCCUCAAGAGCCAAUUGCCUUAGCAUAAAUGUUUGCUACGGAAGCAACCUCACAAUGUUUUCAAAAUACAGAAGGUCAGAUUUUCUUACACACUGUCACUGGUGUGAAAUCCUGGCACAGGAAGCAUAGCAAGGCAAUUUCCUCCUGCCUUCUUCUUGCAUAGGAAAACGGAGUCCGUGCCCUCAUUAUAAUACCUUCUGUUACUUUUGUGAUUUUGAUUUUCAUGCUCAAGGCAACAUUUAAUUUCUACCUCCUUUCUGAAAGCUUUUGUGAACACUUAUUAGCAUAUAUGCAUACAAGGGCAAAUUGGAUGUGUGUUAAUGGAAUAGUUCACCCCAAAAAAAAAAUUUGCUGAUAAUGUACAAAUUAGAUGACUUUGUUUCUAUAUCAGAACAGAUUUGGAAAAUUUAGCAUUACAUCACUUGCUCACCAGUGGAGCCUCUGCAGUGAAUGGGUGCCAUCAGAAAGAGUCCAAAGAGCUGAUAAAAGCAUCAUAAUAAUCCACAAAUAAUCUACAUUUUGGUGUCUCUUCAGUGCAAAAGUCAUCCCGUCUGAAUCAGGAGAGAAAUAUGCACAAAUCAAGCACAGCUUACAUUGGUGAGCAAGUGAUGUAAUGCUACAUUUCUCCAAAUCUGUUCUGAUGAAGAAAUAAACACUUCUACAUCUCGGAUAAUUGGGGAGUUAUUAAAUUCUUAGCAAAUUAGCAUUUUUGAGAGAACUAACUUCAAGAUGAGCAAUGCUUUGCAAUAGGUUGCUUGAUUCAGUGCAACAGGAAAUAAAACCAUAUAUUGCGUCUUAUAGACACUUGUUGGUCUCCCAACUCAAAAUGGUCCUUAUAGCCUGUACUAUGCUUAUAAAUUAGUUGAAAUCAAAUAUACAAUCAAAUAUUUUAAAAUGUAAUCACUUCUUAUUCCAUCAUCAUGAAUAGCUAUUAUAACUGAUGUUACUAAGUGAAGUGAUGUAAACUUGAUUGUUAAUGUUUUAUCCCAGCCAUUUGUUUCAGUAUUAGGGGCUACAGUGUUAUGUCACCCCUCAGUUAUCUUUCAGAUCAUUUUAGAUCAGGAGAAAGUGUCGCUGCUUUCUCCUUAAACUUAAUUUGAAAAGACAAGCUGCUAAAUCUUGAUACUAACAUCACAAUGAUGCUUAAUGUAGGAUGUGCAUGGUGAGAAACAUCAAUGAUUGUCAUUAGCCAGACAAAUCUGAAAAUGUACUAUUAAGGGCUAAUUGUUGUUAUUGGUUUUCCAUUGUAGUAGUACAGUAGACAUCAUAGUUUAACUGCAGAACUGUCUUAAUUAUUCAUUUAAAGCCCUCAAAGCUUAUAGGCUGGUAUUAUAAAAAUGGUAAUAUAGACAGACUGUAUUACAAUUCUUUACAUGACAUAAGAAGAAACAAAGUGUAGUUAAACUAUGCACACACAAAGUUUAUUGUAAAAAUGCAGCUAUCACUGAAACCUAAAGCCCCUUUCUUUAAAUUUUCCAUAAUGUGCAAGAUCCCAACAAAUUAUUUAUUCAUUUUAGACCAUGUAUUUUGUGAAAUGACAAACAACAUUUUGUGAAUGAGGCCCGUUACUAAAAGUACAAUUUGAAGUUAUAUUAAUAUUUCUUUUUCAGUGUAAUUUCCACAUUUCUGAAAAGAAUUUCUGAGUGUUCUCUCAAUGUAAUUUGUUUGUACUUUGUCACAUGACUACAUCAUAUACCACUGAAAUGUGUAUUGAAAUGUAAACUGCAUUGCAUAUACAUUGCAUAUAAUUUUAUACAAUUUGUUGGGUCUUUUCCCUGUGUUUUUUACACUCUUGUUUACCAAAAUUAUUUUUCAAAUUAUACUUAAGGUAGUGAAAUUGAAUCAGUGCAUGUGAACACAUUUUAUACAUUCUCUAUUUGUUUUGUAGUCUACCAUUUUUCAUGUUUUAUACGAUUUUGAUGCGUAGCCAGUGUUUUGUUGGUUUAUAUUCUUUACAAAUCAAUAAAGCAAUUUAAAACUUA
Messenger RNA from Carassius gibelio (silver crucian carp), 4010 nucleotides. Its product is annotated as LIX1-like protein. Gene Ontology annotation, biological process: autophagosome maturation. NCBI's taxonomy places the organism in Eukaryota, Metazoa, Chordata, Actinopteri, Cypriniformes, Cyprinidae. The record is from RefSeq and is a predicted model, not a curated record. The transcript is spliced from 6 exons. The coding region runs from base 355 to 1422 and encodes 355 amino acids. Gene Ontology annotation, cellular component: cytoplasm.